This is a messenger RNA of Dromaius novaehollandiae (emu), 3135 nucleotides long. It is a transcript of the gene ENTREP3, whose product is annotated as endosomal transmembrane epsin interactor 3. Bases 636 to 2669 code for a protein of 677 amino acids. NCBI's taxonomy places the organism in Eukaryota, Metazoa, Chordata, Aves, Casuariiformes, Dromaiidae. Gene Ontology annotation, cellular component: membrane. The record is from RefSeq and is a predicted model, not a curated record. The transcript has 12 exons.
CCCGGCGUGCCGCGCAGGGGCGGGCCGCCGGUGCCGGCGCAGCCCGAGCCUCCCGCGGGGAUGCGGGCGGCGGCGUGCCCGGCCCUGCCCUGCGCUGCCGCAGCCGCGGGCAGGGCCAGCGGGCGGCGGCCCCGCGGCACCGGCAGCGCCGGGGCGCAGCGCUUCCCGCAGGGCCCCGGCGGGGGCGAUGCGCCGGCCGCGCCGCGCCGGUGAGGGGCUGCGGGCGGCCGCGGCGGCUCCGCGCACCGGGCGCCGGCUCCGGCUCGGGCGCCGCCGGACGAUGCUCCUCGGCCCCGCGGGCGGCGACCGGGAGCGCUCGCGUCCUCCCAGCGCUGCCCGAGCGCCGGCGGCGGCUCCGGGACGCGAUCGCCCGCGGCCCGCCCGGGAAUGGCCGGCGGCGGCGGCGCUCGGGGACUGCGGGCUCCGCCGCUCGGCGCGCUGAGGCCGGGUUUGCUCCCAGGGCGUCCCGCGGCCCCGCGGCCAGCCCCGCGCUUGUAGGGCGAAGCCUGGCCGCCUCCCGGAGAGCGUCCGCUGCUGCUCGCCCGGGGCCGGCGCCGCCGCGGCGCGGUCCCGCCGGCGUCGCGGGCUGGGGCGGGCUCGUGGCGGCGGCCCCCGGCGGCGGCGGCGGCGGAGCCAUGCCCUCCCCCGGCGGCUCCAGCCGCUCGCUGACCGCCCGCACGUCCCCCAGCCUCACCCGCCUCCGCCUGCAGCGCGCCUGGCUCCAGAUCCUGCUGGUGCUGGGCUUCGUCCAAGUGAUCCUGGGCGUCCUGAUCGUCACCUUCAGCCUGGUGGCGGCCACCAUCACGCCCUCGACCAAGAUCCGGCACUCUUGCCCAUCCUGGGCCGGCUUCUCGCUGGCGCUCUCCGGGCUCGUGGGCAUCGUCUCCUGGAAGCGGCCGUUCACCCUGGUGAUCACCUUCUUCACGCUGCUGUCCAUCCUGGGAUUCAUGCUGAGCCUGGCUGGCUCCAUCCUGUCCUGCCAGAGCGCCCAGCUGGUGAAGUCCCUGGAGGCCUGCGAGAGGGAGAGGGACGCAUGUGUCUGCUGCCCGGCUCGCCUGGUGCCCACCUCCUGCAGCGGGCAGAGCGAGACGCUGACCAUGUUCCUCCAGCCUGACUGCCGGAGCAUCCGUGCGGCGCUCAAGGAUCUUCUGUUCAGCGUCUGUGGCUUGACCAUCUUCUCCACCAUCGUCUGUACCCUCUCCACUGUCGUCUGCUGCAUCCAGAUCUUCUCCCUGGACAUCGUCCACGUGCUGGUGCCGCAGCGCUCGAGCUCUGUGACACUGGAGUGCACGUCGCCGCCCGACACCUUCCUGCAGAGCAUGAUGGACUUCGAGGAGUUCGUGCCGCCGGUGCCGCCGCCCCCCUACUACCCGCCCGAGUACACCUGCAGCUCUGAGACCGAUGCACAGAGCAUCACCUACAACGGCUCCAUGGACAGCCCCGUGCCGCUGUACCCCACCGACUUCCCCCCCUCCUACGAGACCGUCAUGGGGCUGCGGGGAGACAGCCAGGCCACGCUGUUCGACGUGCAGCUGACGGACGCUUCGCACACCUGCACCUGUGACCGCGUCCCCUCCAUCGUGCUCAGCGGGGAAGCCUCCAUGGACAGCGGGUCGCUGAUCAUGUCCGAGACGGUGGACGUCCCCGGGGACAGCAGCCCCUCCGAGGACUCAUGCCUGCUGGAGCUGCAGGGCUCCCUGCGCUCGGUGGACUACGUCCUCUUCCGCUCCAUCCAGCGGAGCCGGGCGGACUACUGCCUGAGCGUGGACUGCGUGCAGUGCAGCCACCACGCGCGCAGCCCCACGCUGGGCUUGCAGGGCCCCUUCGAGGAGGCGCCGCAGCCCCGGGCGCGCAGCGAGCGCUCCUACUCCUGCUCCACGGCGGAGCCGGGCCACGAGGCCAUCUUGGCCGGGGGGGCCGUGACGCACAGCUGCAACCGCCUGGAGGGGCUGGCCCGCUGCGCCGGGCCCUGCUUCCCCGAGGUGCGGCUCAAGGGCAGGAGCGCGCUGCAGGGCGGCGGGGGCAUCCGCUCGGCGGGGCCCGGCGGCGGCCGCCUCGCCCGCCCGCGCCGCAGCAGCGAGACCUCCUGCCCCUCGUCCCCAGUGCCGGGGCUGGGCCGGCGCCCGCUCGUGAGAUCGCACAGCGACCCCGGCACGGCGGCGGGCGGCGACGCCGAUUUCAGGGAAAUACUUUAUACCAAAGCACUGGAGGACACUGCGUCCAACUCUUCGGCGGAUACAGGGCUGUGCUCGGAGGCCUGCCUGCUCCACCGAUCGCACUGUGACUCGCCCCUGCUGCUCCGAGCCGGCUCCGCCGGGAAGAACAAGCCGCCCGUGUCCAGGAAGGUGACGCAGCAGCUGUCCAAGACGGCGGCCCGCUCCCUGGGGGACCUCAAGGCCUGCCGCGGCACCCGCGGGCUGGUGGCCAGGUUCCUGCAGAGACCCAAGCGCAGCCUGGCCGUGGAGGCGCCUGGGCACGGCUCCCAGGGGCACAAGCAGGUUCCCUGGAGCACCCGGCCGGGAGCCGAGCGGCCCCACGACGGCAUCCACCUGCAGAGCUGCGGGGACCUGAGCUCCCCCUCGUCCCUGCGCCGCCUCCUGUCCGCCCGCCGGCUGGAGCGGGGCCGUCCGCGCAGCCUCGGCGGCGCCUGCAGGGAGAGCGCGCUCUGAGGGCCGCCGGGGGCCCGGCACGCCACUGCCGCGCUCCGCUGCCGGCCCCGCGGGGCUGGGACCCCGCGCCCAGCGGCCCCGGGCCGUGCCGAGGGGCUGGUCCCCGGGAGCGGCCGCGUGGGGCCGAGCCCCGGUGGCCAGUGGGGCUCCCGCCCCGGGGAGCGGGUGCCGGCGGUGGGGCCCGACGCCCGCGAGGCGACGCGAAGGCGGGAGGCCACGGCCCCGCCGCGCGGCCCCGCUCCCCCCUGCUAUGCAACCCUCGGGGCCAGGACCGGGACCAGGCCGGGGCCAGGGCGGCCGCGCGGGGCUCCUGGCCGGGCUGGCGGUGCCCGGUGGCCCCGCGCUGGCGCUGUCCCGCUGCGUGGCCCGGGCGGCGCGCAGGGCCCCAGCUGCCUCCGCGACCUGGCUGCGGGCGCUCCCCGCUGCUCUGACACUCGCUAGAGAACCAAAUAAAGGUGUAAGCCUG